AUGUCACCUCAUGUCUCUUACUUCGACACUGAUGCAGAGAUCCGCUCAGUGAAGAACAUUUGCUGUAUCGGUGCUGGGUACGUUGGUGGUCCAACAUGCGCCGUCUUGGCUUGGAAAUGUCCAGACAUCAAGGUCACCAUUACAGACAUCGCCGAAGACCGUAUUCGAGCCUGGAACAGCGACGAGCUGCCUAUCUUCGAACCUGGACUCGAUGAUAUCGUCAAAGAGGCGCGUGGACGCAACCUUUUCUUCACCACUGACGUGGAUGGCUCAAUCGAAGCGGCGGAUCUCAUCUUCGUCUCGGUCAACACUCCUACCAAAGUCGCAGGCAUUGGAGCCGGUCUAGCGGCAGACCUCUGCUAUAUCGAAGCAGCGACUCGACGCAUCGCCACUGUCAGCAAGAGAGGUGCCAUCAUCGUAGAGAAGUCUACUGUACCAUGUCGAACGGCUGAAAGCAUGAAUCAGAUCCUGUCCGCCCUCAGUCCUUCGAACGCUACCUUCGAGAUCCUCUCCAAUCCCGAGUUCCUCGCCGAAGGCACUGCUGUCGAAGACCUCUUGGACCCGGCAAGGGUGCUCAUCGGGUCGAUGCCUACUACCCGCGGGCGACUUGCUCAGCAACGCCUUGCUGAAGUCUAUAGCCGAUGGGUCCGACCCGAAGCCAUUGUCACCAUGGGCUUGUGGUCAAGUGAACUCAGCAAGCUCGCAGCCAAUGCCCUCUUGGCCCAACGAGUCUCUUCCAUCAACGCAAUCGCUGCGAUUUGCGAACGUACAGAGGCCAAUGUCCAUGAAGUCUCAUCUGCGUGUCGACUCGAUCUCAGGAUCGGAUCCAAGUUUCUUGAGGCUGGCAUCGGCUUUGGUGGCAGCUGCUUUCAGAAGGACUUACAGAACUUGGUAUAUCUCUCAUUGAGUCUUGGACUGCCUGAAGUCGCCGAAUAUUGGAAACAGGUCUUAGUCAUGAAUGCCUGGACUAAACAACGCUUUGCCAGAAACAUCGUCCAGAAGAUGUUCUCUACCAUCACCGCCAAGCACAUUGCCAUCCUCGGCUUUGCAUUCAAGGCAGACACCGGUGACACCCGUGAAGCCCCUGCCAUUGACGUCUGUAGAGACUUGCUGGAGGAUGGGGCACUCCUUCACAUCUACGAUCCCAAAGUCUCCUCGUCUGCCAUCAACAGGGCUCUCGGUCCCGCCAAGGGCUCUAACGUUUCUUUCCAGUCUGAACAACGUGCCUACACAGUUGAAGCAUCAAUGCAGCAGGCUUGCGUCGGUGCAUCGGCACUGGUGUUCCUUACGAAGUGGGCAGAAUUUGAGUCUCAUGCUGUGGACUGGAAGGCAAUCUACGCGAGCAUGUCCAAGCCUGCUUGGAUUUUCGACGGUCGCAACAUUGUCAAAGAUCCCACCGCUUUGAAGAAACUGGGCUUUAUCGUUUAUCAGUCCGGCGUUGGAUAUUAG
Microstroma glucosiphilum is the source of this 1449-nucleotide messenger RNA. RefSeq names its product nucleotide sugar dehydrogenase. Gene Ontology annotation, biological process: glycosaminoglycan biosynthetic process. Gene Ontology annotation, cellular component: cytosol; nucleus. The transcript is spliced from 2 exons. The coding region runs from base 1 to 1449 and encodes 482 amino acids. The record is from RefSeq and is a predicted model, not a curated record. Lineage: Eukaryota; Fungi; Basidiomycota; Exobasidiomycetes; Microstromatales; Microstromataceae. Gene Ontology annotation, molecular function: NAD binding; UDP-glucose 6-dehydrogenase activity.